ACAAGACAACACAACCUUCCUUCAUUUCGGGAUUGUUCUCUUGCACUUUUUUGCUCGGAGUCUUGAGAAGUUUUGGCUAAACGUCUCGGAUCUUUCUUCUUCUUCUUCUUCUUUCCCCGUCGUGUUUGGCUCCAUCACAAUGAGUAAGAAGCUUUGGACAGAGGAGCAGUUUAACUGCCCCGUGUGUCUGGAUCUCCCGAAGGAUCCGGUCACCAUACCCUGUGGACACAGCUACUGUAUGGGCUGCAUCAAGGACUUCUGGAGCAAGGAUGACCCCAAAGGGGUCUACAGCUGCCCCCAGUGCCGCCAGACCUUCUGCCCCAAGCCCCCCUUGUCCAGAAAUACCAUGCUGGCCGAGGCUGUGGAGCAGCUCCGCAAAGGGGGCCUUACACCAGAGAUGCGGGAUUCUAUUCGAAGCGCUGGUGGGUUGUCCUCUAGAAUCAAAUCCAAACUGCCCACCGGAGUCGUUCUGUGCGACUUGUGCAAAGGGGAGCAGACUCCUGCCCUGAGGAGCUGCCUGGUGUGUAUGAGCUCCUUAUGCGAGACCCACCUGAAGCCCCACAAGACCAAGAAGUCUCUCAAGCAGCAUGAGCUCAUCGCGCCGACCAGCAACCUGGCCGAGAAGAUCUGCACUCAGCACAAGUACCUGCAGGAGUUCUUCUGUCGCCAGUGCAAGAUGUUUGUUUGCUGGCUGUGCACCAGCAACCAGCAUAAAGACCACGAGUGUGUGUCCACCAAAGCUGAAAGAAUGGAGAGAGAGAAGCUGCUGUCAACGAUCCAAGCACAGAACCAGCAGAGGCUGAAGGCCAGGGAGCAGGAGCUGAAGGAUAUGAAGAAGAUGAUGGAGGGGAUAAAGCGUUCCACCGACAAUGUUCAUCGCGAGACGGAAACCGCUCUGGGGGAGCUCCAGCGCUCUGUGGAGCGUCUGCAGGAGCUGCUGGAGGAGGUGCUGGAUCAGGCCAGCAUGGAGAAGAUGAACCAGGCCCAGGAGGUGGCAGACAAGCUGGAGGCGGAGAUCCAGGAGCGGAGGAAGAGGGACACAGAAAUGAAGGACUUGGCGAGCUGUGAAGACAACAUCUUCUACCUGCAGACGUGCGACUCCAUGAGCAGCCCCCUGGAAUGUGGCGACCAGCCGCCCGUGAAGGUCAACGUCGAUGCCACCUUCGAGCCUGUCCUGGAAGCAGUCCUGGCCCUCAGGAACCGAGUGGAGGAUCUGUGCAACCAGGAGCUGGGGAACAUCACCAAACGAGAAUUCCACGUCGUGCUAAAUGAACACUUGUGGAACCGUUUUCAUGAUCCUGACGGCCGCUUGUUCUUUUUCUUUCUAGUGUUUUCUGCCCUGGGUAACCGCACCACAAACCACCGUUCCACAUCUCCUAACAUUUCAGUGGCUCGCCGAAGUGCAGACCAACAAGGCCUCAGAGGUCCCGACGUGAGGAGCAGGGAUUCACCUCGAGACAGAGGAAACGGAAGCUCGCCAAGAGUGGGGAACCGACGGAGAAGAGAGGAGAGAGAAACUGAGCCUGAGACGAACCCCAGUCCCAGCAGCGCUCAGUCACUCUGGAGCAGAUCCAGUCAGAACCCGGUCGCCGCCCCGGCUGCAGCUAUAACUCCAAUCCCAGCCACUCCUGCUCCUGCUCCUGUGCCAGUUCCUGUUCCUGUACCUGUUCCAACACCAGCACCAUCCAAUGCAUUUAGCCGGAUGCCGUCGAUCACCAGCCUGUUUCGCUCAACCCGACGAGGCGCCAAGCAGGCCACCCCUGCAGGAGGGAACCCAUGGGGGAUGGAUGCUGUGUCAGAAACACCAACAGAGAUUAACCCAGGUCUGUUCUUGGACACCCCGCUUCCGGGCGCCAUGACUCAAGCUCCGGCUUUCCCUGCGCUGAGAGAAAUCAACAUCGACAGCAUUCAGGCACCAGAACCAAGAACCAGAGAGGAAUUUCUUCAAUAUUCUGUGAGCCUGACCCUUGACCCCAACACAGCUCACAGGCGGUUGGUGCUCUCCGAAGGCAACACUAAGGCAACCCUGCAGGGGCCGACGCAGUCCUACGCCGACACCCCCCAGCGUUUCGACGGCUGGACCCAGGUGAUGUGCCAGAGCCCGCUGCAGACCCAGCGCUCCUACUGGGAGGUGGAGUGGAGGGGCCGCGGCUCCUCCAUGGGGGUGGCGUACGGGGCGCUGAGCAGGAAGGGCUCCGACGCCCGCUCCGGCCUCGGCUACAACGCCCAGUCCUGGAGCCUGGAGCUGUCCGACACCUGCUGCUUGGCCAUGCACGACAACGAGAAGAGGGACAUUCCCGUCACCUACUCGCCCCGUCUGGGCAUCUACGUGGAUCUGUCGGUGGGGAUGCUGUCGUUCUACAGCGUGGCGGACAACAUGACACACCUCCACAGCUUCCGGGCGAACUUCACCCAGCCGAUUUACGCCACCUUCGGAGUAGGGAGCGGGGUCGGGGUGGGUCUGGACUUCGCCCUCGGGCAGUUUACAUCUAGCUCCGACAGCAUUAAGAUCUGUCCUCUAUGAGGCUGCAAGUUCCCACAUCUCCUGCACGAGGACAUUUAAACUUAGCUAGAUUUCUUUCUGAACUCCAGGUCACCUAAUCCUUCCCUUUCACUUCUUGUUUUUCAUGUAACAGCCUCAAACUUGAAUGUAUUUUAUUGGAUUUUAAGUAACCAAUCAACUAAAACUGGUGUGCAAAUUGCAAAGUGGAACACAAAGUUUGCAAACAAAAAUCUUAAAAGUGUGGCAUGCAUUUGUUUUCAGCCUCCAAAGUUUGUGGGGUAUGACUACCAGCUUUGCACAUGUUGAGAACAAACUUUUUCCCAGCCAGACCAGAUGAAAAGGGUCUAUGAACAGGCUUUUGUACUUUGACUAGGCCAUUCCAACAUAUUGAGAACGUUUUCAGGGUGUUAUGAAAUGUAAAUUUUAAAUUGUUCAAGAUAUCCUACACGACCUUCUCAGUCAAACUCAUCACAAUAAACCAGAGACAUUUGUUUCA
Messenger RNA from Fundulus heteroclitus (mummichog), 2999 nucleotides. RefSeq names its product tripartite motif containing 25, like (gene trim25l). Gene Ontology annotation, molecular function: protein binding; zinc ion binding. The record is from RefSeq and is a predicted model, not a curated record. Lineage: Eukaryota; Metazoa; Chordata; Actinopteri; Cyprinodontiformes; Fundulidae. The transcript is spliced from 13 exons. Bases 140 to 2524 code for a protein of 794 amino acids.